Messenger RNA from Tetranychus urticae (two-spotted spider mite), 1387 nucleotides. Its product is annotated as ADP-ribosylation factor-like 6 interacting protein 1. The record is from RefSeq and is a predicted model, not a curated record. Lineage: Eukaryota; Metazoa; Arthropoda; Arachnida; Trombidiformes; Tetranychidae. Gene Ontology annotation, cellular component: membrane.
CAGCUGGUUACUUCUGUUAUCUUCUGUCAAUUUCUGUUAUUGUUUUGGUUUGGUAACAGUUACUUUGCCAAAUUUUGUCUCAUCAUUAAAUAUUAAUUAAUUAUUCAUCACUUUUCAAUCGAAUACAUUUUGAUUAAAUCUAUUUUCUUCAUUGGUUCAUUCAGCAUUGUUUAUGAGAAACGAUGAGUAAUCCUACUUCAACUCCACCAAAAAGUUUGGAAACUUGUCUUCAAGGAUGGAGAUGCAUUCUUGUUCAGGCUUAUCCUGUCUUCACUUGGGAUAAACCAUAUUACCCUUAUAUUCUGAGCGCGAUUGUUGCCAUAGUUUUUCUCAUAAUAUGGCUAUCCAAUGCAACAAUUCUGACUACAUUCUCAAUAAUUGGACUAAUAAUUACCGUCGCAGACUAUGUGAUCCCUAUGAUCUCUACACAUUAUUUGGAACCUCGCUUUUGGAAAGAUUCAGAUGAAGAGCAAUACAAGAAGAUCGUAUCUCAAAUCUCGCAAGGAAGUCAAACAAUCUCAAGUUUCUUCAACUACCUAAAAGAUCUCAAAAGUUCAAAUUCAAAAAUAUUUUUCCCCAUACUCUUCGUUUCUCUAAGUUUAUCUGCUUGGAUUGGCAAUCUAGUCAACAACCUAUUUCUCACUUUUUUGAUGAUUAACUCAAUUGUCCUUUUACCUGGUCUUCGACAUCAUGGUUAUAUUGAAAAGGCUCACGAGCAAACAAGAGGAGUCUUAUCAAAAGUGUUUGGCCAAAAGAAAAAAGACGUGAAUUCAUCUUUUACGCCCAAAAGAAUGAGUGACACAGAAUUGGCUCAACCAGAAAGCUUGGAAACUUGUCUAUCCAACUGGAGAUGUGUCCUAGUUCAAGCUUAUCCCGUUAUAACAUGGGAUAAACCUUUUUACCCUUACAUUCUUAGUGCCUUAGUUGCAUUAAUUUUUCUAGUCAUCUGGCUGUCCAAUGCAACCAUAAUGACAACAUUCUCAAUCAUUGGACUAAUUUUAACAAUUGCAGAUUAUGUGGUCCCCAUUAUCUCAACCCACUACUUGGAACCUCGUUUUUGGCAAGAUUCAGAUGAAGAGAAAUACAAGAAGAUCGUAUCUCAAAUCUCACAAGGAAGUCAAACAAUCUCAAGUUUCUUCACCUACCUAAAAGAUCUCAAAAGUUCAAAUUCAAAAAUAUUUUUCCCCAUACUCUUCGUCUCUCUAUGUUUAUCUGCAUGGAUUGGAAAUCUAGUCAACAAUCUCUUUCUUACCUUUUUGAUGGUUAAUUUUAUUGUACUUUUGCCUGGCCUCCGACUUCAUGGUUAUAUUGACAGAGCACAUGAGCAAAUUCAAGGAAUCUUUGCCAAAAUUUUCGGACAAAAGAAGAAAGACUAGAAUUGAAACGA